GAUUUAUUCAAAACAAGGAAGACAAAACGAUCCGGAACUUUAAACCGGAAGUGUACUGCCAUCUAGCGUCUGGAACAAAAGCGAAACGAAAUACAAACGUAGCCGCAUGGAAUAGAAAACAAACGCUCAAAUUUUUAAAUAAGGAUCAACAGGAGGCAAUAUGGCUGAUGCAGCGGCCAGAUCGCUUCAAUAUGAGUACAAGGCUAACUCCAAUCUUGUAUUGCAAGCAGAUAGAUCACUGAUUGACAGGAGAGCUCGUGAUGAAUCUACAGGAGAAGUUGUUUCUCUUACUGGAAAGUUACUUGGCACAAGAAUGGGUGAUAAGGCACAGAGGACCAGACCACCACAGAUGGAAGAAAGAAAAGUCAAACGUAGGAAAAGAGAUGAAGCACAGCAUGACAUGCUUAAAAUGAAAGGAACAACAUUGUUGUCUGAGGGUAUUGAUGAAAUGGUAGGGAUACAGUAUCGACCAAAGACACAGGAUACAAGACAAACUUAUGAAGUUAUCCUUAGCUUUAUACAGGCUGCAAUUGGAGAUCAGCCAAGAGAUGUCCUAUGUGGAGCUGCUGAUGAAGUCUUGGUUGUACUGAAGAAUGACAGAAUGAAAGAUAAAGAAAAGAAAAAAGAUGUAGAAUCAUUGUUAGGUGAAAUUGCUGACGAAAGGUUUGCUCUCUUAGUAAAUCUUGGCAAGAAAAUUUCUGAUUGGGGACAAGAAGAGAAGAUGCAGACAGAUGACAACAUUGAUGAGACCUAUGGUGUUAAUGUACAAUUUGAAGAAUCUGAAGAUGAGGAUGAUUUUGAUGUUGUGGGAGAGAUAAAAGAAGAAGAUGCUGAGGAUGAUGAUGAGGAAGGGGUAGAAGCUGAAGUGGAUGCAACUUUAACAGCUAACUUACAAAAAAGACGUGAAGAAGCAGGUAAAUCUGAAUCAGGACUCCAUCCUCGGGAUAUUGAUGCUUUCUGGUUACAGAGAAAACUCAGUAAAAGUUAUACUGACGAUCCUACGAUGGCUCAAACUAAAGCUGGAGAAAUCUUAGAUAUAUUGAAAACCUCCAGUGAUGACAGAGAAGUAGAGAAUCAGUUGGUAUUAUUACUGGGAUUUACUCAGUUCGACUUUAUCAAAACAAUCAGACAGUACAGGAACAUGAUUCUUUACUGUACAUUACUGGCUUCUGCACAGACUGAGGCUGAGAAGAAGAAAAUAGAGGAGAAAAUGUCAAAUGAUCCAGAGCUGGCUAAAUUCCUACAUGCAUUAGGUGCUACAGACAAAGAAGACAUUGUAUCUGAGGAGAGAGCUAGACGUCAACAAGCUAGACAAUCACGUGUAGCUGCUGAUAUACAAGCUAUGGAUACAGAUGAACAAAAGCAAAAUUUGGGAUAUGUGCAAACCUUAGAUCUAGAUGAUUUGACAUUUGCUCAGGGGAGUCAUUUUAUGGCCAAUAAAAGAUGUCAGCUUCCUGAUGGUUCAUACAGAAAACAGAGAAAAGGAUAUGAGGAAGUACAUGUUCCAGCUCUUAAACCAAAGACAUUUGAAGCCGAUGAGUCUUUAGUCCCUAUUGACCAAUUACCAAAGUAUGCCCAGGCAGCAUUUGAUGGAUUUAAUUGUUUAAACAGAAUACAGAGUAGACUAUUCAAAGCUGCCAUUGAGUCCAGCCAGAAUAUCCUAUUGUGUGCUCCUACUGGAGCUGGUAAAACCAAUGUAGCUUUGUUGUGUAUGCUUAGAGAGAUUGGUAAACAUGUAAACCCAGAUGGAACAAUCAAUACUGAUGAGUUCAAAAUUAUAUAUGUUGCUCCAAUGAGAUCUUUAGUACAGGAAAUGGUUGGCAGUUUUGGAAAGAGAUUGGAACAUUAUAAAAUUAAAGUGGCAGAGUUAACUGGAGACCACCAGCUUACCAAGGAACAAAUAAAUGAAACCCAGAUUAUUGUAUGUACACCUGAGAAGUGGGACAUUAUAACAAGAAAAGGUGGAGAAAGGUCUUACACACAGCUUGUCAGGUUGAUGAUAUUUGAUGAGAUCCAUCUGUUGCAUGACGACAGAGGACCAGUUCUAGAAGCUCUUGUUGCCAGAACAAUUCGUAAUGUAGAAACGACCCAGGAAGAUGUGAGAUUAGUAGGCCUUAGCGCUACACUACCUAAUUAUGAAGAUGUAGCUACUUUCCUCCGUGUAGAUCCUGCUGAGGGUCUGUACUUCUUUGACAACUGUUACCGUCCUGUACCGCUGGAACAACAGUUUAUUGGUAUCACAGAGAAGAAGGCGGUCAAAAGGUUUCAGAUCAUGAAUGAUAUCGUCUAUGAAAAAGUAAUGGAGCAUGCUGGGAAAAAUCAGUUGCUGAUUUUUGUUCACUCAAGAAAAGAGACUGGUAAAACAGCAAGAGCUAUCAGAGACAUGUGUUUAGAGAAAGAUACAUUAGGAUUGUUCCUCAAAGAAUAUUCCGCUUCUACUGCUGUAUUGAGAACUGAAGCAGAACAAGUCAAGAAUAUGGAGCUUAAAGAUCUUUUACCAUAUGGCUUUGCAAUACAUCAUGCUGGAAUGGCCAAAGUUGACCGUAUCUUGGUGGAAGAUUUGUUUGCAGACAGACAUAUUCAAGUGUUAGUAUCUACAUCUACUCUGGCUUGGGGUGUCAAUUUGCCUGCACAUACUGUAAUCAUUAAAGGAACACAGAUAUACAGCCCUGAGAAAGGCAGAUGGGUGGAACUCAGUGCUCUAGAUGUUAUGCAGAUGAUAGGUAGAGCAGGACGUCCACAGUAUGACACUAAGGGUGAGGGUAUCAUGAUCACUAAUCACAGUGAACUACAGUAUUACCUGUCUCUGAUGAACCAACAGUUGCCUAUAGAAAGUCAGUUUGUCAGUAAGUUACCAGACAUGUUGAAUGCUGAGGUAGUGCUUGGUACUGUUCAGAGUGUCAAAGAUGCUGUGGACUGGUUAGGAUACACCUAUUUAUACAUCAGAAUGUUAAGAUCUCCAUCUCUGUAUGGUGUCAGCCAUGAUCAACUGAAGGAAGAUCCACUGUUACAACAGAGACGUAAAGAUAUUAUACAUACAGCCGCUAUAGCACUGGAUAAAAAUAACUUGAUCAAGUAUGACAAGAAGACAGGACAGUUUUUAAGUACAGAGUUAGGACGUAUAGCUAGUCACUACUAUCUUACAAAUGAGACAGUAUCUACAUACAACCAACUGUUAAAACCUACACUUAGUGAGAUAGAACUGUUCAGAGUUUUCUCUUUGUCUUCAGAGUUCAAGUACAUUGCUGUCAGGGAGGAAGAAAAACUAGAACUUCUAAAAUUGUUAGAAAGAGUACCAAUACCCAUCAAAGAAAGUAUUGAAGAAUCUAGUGCUAAAGUGAAUGUGUUACUCCAAGCCUACAUUUCACAGCUUAAGUUAGAAGGGUUUGCCCUAAUGUCUGAUAUGGUAUUUAUUACCCAAUCAGCUGGCAGAUUAAUUAGAGCUAUCUUUGAGAUUGUACUACAUAGAGGAUGGGCACAGCUGACAGACAAAGCACUAGCUUUAUGUAAAAUGGUCAACAAAAGAAUGUGGCAGUCUAUGUGUCCUCUACGACAGUUUGUAGACAGGAAGAUGCCAAUAGAAAUUAUCAAGAAAAUAGAGAAGAAAAACUUUCCUUUUGAGAGACUGUAUGAUUUAAAUCCUCAUGAGAUUGGAGAACUUGUCAGAGUGGCAAAGAGUGGAAAGAUAAUACAUAAAUAUGUGCAUCAGUUCCCUAAGCUUGAUCUAUCAGUUCAUGUACAACCAAUUACAAGGUCUACCUUAAAAGUAGAACUAACAAUAGCACCUGACUUCCAGUGGGAAGAGAAAAUACAUGGACAGUCAGAGGCAUUUUGGAUUUUAGUAGAAGAUGUUGACAGUGAAGUGAUAUUACAUCAUGAAUACUUUCUAUUGAAGAACAAAUUUGCAGGCGAUGAACAUGUGGUAAAAUUCUUUGUCCCAGUUUUUGAACCUUUACCACCCCAAUAUUUCAUCAGAGUUGUGUCAGACAGGUGGCUAGCUGCUGAGACCCAGUUACCAGUAUCCUUCAGACAUUUAAUCCUUCCUGAGAAGUAUCCACCACCUACAGAGUUGUUAGAUCUACAGCCACUUCCUGUCUCUGCUCUCAGGAAUCCACAGUUUGAAACUCUCUACAGUGAUAAAUUCCCUUUCUUUAAUCCCAUCCAGACACAAGUUUUUAAUGCCAUUUACAACAGUGAUGACAAUGUGUUUGUUGGGGCACCAACAGGGAGUGGGAAAACAAUCUGUGCAGAAUUUGCUUUACUCAGAUUGUUUUCACAGAGUCCAGAUGGAAGAUGUGUAUUUGUUACCCCACUGGAAGCCCUUGCACAACAGAUGUACAUUGAAUGGCAGGUUAAGUUUGGGCAACAGUUGGGUAAGAAAGUGGUUUUGUUGACUGGAGAAACAGCGACAGAUCUCAAACUAUUAGCCAAGGGUAACAUAAUUAUCAGUACCCCAGAGAAAUGGGAUGUGUUGUCAAGGAGAUGGAAACAGAGAAAAAAUGUACACAACAUCAAUCUGUUUGUUGUUGAUGAGUUACAUCUGAUUGGAGGAGAUGUCGGGCCAAUACUGGAAGUAAUAUGUUCUAGAAUGAGGUAUAUCUCUUCACAACUAGAGAGAAACAUCAGAAUUGUAUCCCUGAGUUCUUCACUGUCCAAUGCUAGAGAUAUCUCACAGUGGUUAGGAUGUAGUACAACAGGGUUCUUCAACUUCCAUCCUAAUGUUAGACCAGUCCCACUAGAACUACACAUACAGGGUUUUAACAUCAGCCAUAAUCAGUCAAGAAUCAUUGCUAUGGCCAAGCCAGCAUACCAGGCUAUAGUACGACAUUCUCCCAGGAAACCAGUCAUUUUGUUUGUCCCCUCGAGAAAACAGACCCGUCUCACGGCUGUAGAUAUAUUGACAUUUAGUGCUGCUGAGAUGAACCCAGACAGUGAAUCUGUUCGCAGUAGAUUCUUACAUGUCAAGGAGGAAGAUAUACAACCUUUCUUAGAGAAAAUCAAUGACAAGACAUUGAAGGAGACCUUAAGUAAUGGUGUAGGCUACCUUCAUGAAGGAUUAGCAGACAUAGAGAGGAAGGCUGUGGAACAUCUGUUUAGUAGUGGAGCCAUUCAGGUGGUUGUUUCAUCACGGAAUCUAUCAUGGGGAAUGAAUGUGGCAGCACAUCUGGUAGUAGUCAUGGAUACACAGUAUUAUGAUGGAAAAACUCACUCAUAUGAAGAUUAUCCAGUGACAGAUGUAUUACAGAUGAUUGGCAGAGCUAACAGACCAAUGACAGACCAAGAAGGCAGAGCAGUUAUUCUUUGUCAAAAUACAAAGAAAGAAUUCUUCAAGAAGUUUUUGUAUGAACCACUUCCAGUAGAGAGCCAUCUUGAUCAUUGUUUACACGACCACUUCAGUGCUGAAAUAGUGACCAAGACAGUAGAAAAUAAACAGGAUGCAGUAGAUUAUCUUACAUGGACAUUCCUGUACAGGAGGAUGACACAGAAUCCUAAUUAUUACAAUCUACAAGGAGUCUCACACAGUCAUUUGUCUGAUCACAUGUCAGAACUAGUGGAAAAUACAAUCAGUGACUUGGAACAGUCAAAGUGUAUCAGUAUUGAAGAUGAAAUGGAUGUGACACCACUCAAUCUUGGUAUGAUUGCAGCCUACUACUACAUCAACUAUACUACUAUAGAGACCUUCAGUAUGUCGUUGAAUGGCAAGACAAAGAUCAAAGGAUUACUGGAGAUUAUAUCUAAUGCUGCUGAGUAUGAAGACAUUCCUAUCAGACAUCAUGAAGACAAUAUACUGAGACAGCUUUCCUCCAGACUACCUAACAAACCUAGUAAUCCUAAGUACAAUGAUCCACAUCUGAAGACCAAUCUCCUCCUACAAGCACAUCUAUCUAGGAUGCAGUUAUCAGCUGAACUACAACAAGAUACAGAGGAUAUUCUCAGCAAGGCUAUACGUUUGAUCCAAGCUUGUGUUGAUGUACUUAGUAGUAAUGGAUGGUUAACACCUGCUUUAGCUGCUAUGGAACUGGCACAAAUGGUUACCCAGGCCAUGUGGGGCAAAGACUCAUAUCUCAAACAGUUACCACACUUCACAACAGAAAUUGUCAAAAAAUGUAUUGACAAGGGUGUAGAGAGUAUUUUUGAUGUUAUGGAGAUGGAAGAUGAAGAACGUAACACCAUUUUAUCAUUUUCGGAGGCACAAAUGGCUGAUGUUGCCAGGUUCUGUAACAGAUAUCCUAACAUAGAAUUAACAUAUGAAGUUCAAGAUAAGGAAAGUAUCUCUAGUGGAUCAGCUGUGAAUGUACAGGUGACAUUAGAAAGAGAAGAUGAGUUAGCAGGACCUGUCAUAGCUCCCUUCUUCCCACAGAAACGUGAAGAAGGAUGGUGGGUUGUUAUUGGAGACAGCAAAAAUAAUUCUCUGUUAUCUAUCAAACGUUUGACAUUACAACAGAAAGCCAAAAUUAAGUUGGACUUUGUGGCGCCCUCUCCUGGACAUUAUAACUAUGUUAUAUACUAUAUGAGUGAUGCCUACAUGGGAUGUGAUCAGGAGUACAAGUUCAGCAUAGAUGUCAAAGAGGGUGAAAGUGACGAGAGUGAUAGUGACAGUGAUUAAACUGUGACAAAGUAAGACAACUGAUAUAAAUUUGGUGUAUGUCCCCGAUGAUGGACAGAGAUAUGUCUGGUCAACAGUGAAAUUUGGACAAACUGAUAAAACCUGUAAAUAAUUGAUAAGAUUAUCCUCUCAAUGUCAUUGACAGAUUAAAACCAUUCUCAAUCAUGUUUAAGUACUUUAAAAAUUUCAAAUAUAUAAUGACAAUGUGUGACCUUUAACAUGUAGAUCAUCUUGAUUAUAUUUGCAUAACUUGUCACAUGACCAAGUUACGUAAAUAAUGUCACUGUGUGUAUUGAUCUGAUUGUUGACAAUGUAUUCAGAUAAUUUAUUACAAUAUUGAUGACCAUUGGUAAAUAUGUAAACAUAGAUAGAGAGUAUACGACCAGAUGUACUUAGCACAGAUUUAUCUGUUGAUAUAAAAAUGGUGUAAUUGAAAAUUUAAGCAAUUAUUUGUGAACUCCUUUAUAUUUUUUUGUUAUUUCACUUAUGUAAAUAAAUUUGAAGUGUGAAUAUAAUGAAUAUAAUUUUUUAUACAUGAUAAAUUGCUUUCAUAUCAGUUUAGUGAGAUAUGAGAGUUAUGAAGUAUCAUAAAAACAUAAAUUUCGUCUCGUUAAAUUAUGUUUCCAAAAGAAAUAUCUAGUCUGUGCUGUUUGAUAAAUCAUGAACAUGAAAAAAAAUAUAUGAAGAUUAUUAUUUAUGGUUAGUUAUGUUAAGAUAUUUGUUAUUGAACUAAAAAUAUUAAAAAUCAUUUUUUUCACACAAAUAAUUCAGUGAAAUGUUGAGUGCAAUUUUAAUCUCUGACAAAUAAAGUUUAUUAUCAUUUAACAUGUCAUUUAAUUGUUUUUCGUAUUCAGCUGGUCACUACUACUGGAAUUUUCAUUACCUACAUCAUUCUAUUCCAGUGCUGUAUUGUUGAUAUAUGUAUAUUAUAAUAAAUAACAUUGAAAAUCUG
Messenger RNA from Mytilus trossulus (common blue mussel), 7559 nucleotides. RefSeq names its product U5 small nuclear ribonucleoprotein 200 kDa helicase-like. The coding region runs from base 161 to 6607 and encodes 2148 amino acids. The record is from RefSeq and is a predicted model, not a curated record. Gene Ontology annotation, molecular function: ATP binding; nucleic acid binding. NCBI's taxonomy places the organism in Eukaryota, Metazoa, Mollusca, Bivalvia, Mytilida, Mytilidae. The transcript is spliced from 44 exons.